AUGCUCUUCACGACCUGGAACGUCGGCUACGGCCCAAUCGACGAUUUUCAAGCGUCCCUCGGCCACAAUGAGCUCGAGCAAACCAUGAGAGACACUGCCUUCGUCGGCAAAGACGGUCACACGUCCCCCACGCUGCAGCAAAUCCUGGAGCUAUCUGACAGAGACUGCGGCCGUCGAAUGGUCCACUCUUUCAAUAGCAAAGACGAGUUCGCUCGUGUCCAUCGCGAAGGCACGAUAACGGAGAUGGCAAACGAGGCCUCGGCCAUCAAGCGUUUCAACGAAGCACCUACGACGAGAUACGCCUGGGUUAUUGCUCCUGUACCGGGACCAUAUUCCCUCAUCUCGUCGGAUUUACAGAAGCAGUGGAUGGUCCUCGUUGAGUUGCCUUCAACCCCGGAAAGGCAUUUCCCUGACGAGGGCGAGAUGUGCAAGAUCUCUUUCAAACGAGAUUUUGUUUGCAAGGGUAAACAGUACAACCCCGGCACUCUUCCAGCACAACGAAUUCCCAACCCUUACGAGACAAUUUUGGAGAUGUCCCAAUAUUCCUUGCUUGCGGCAUUCAAUGUCACUAUGGACUACGUCGCCGACCCUGCCACGAAGGAACAGUAUCACCCACUCUUGUCGAUCGCGGUCAGCCAGAAUAUGGAUUACAGUCUUGGGCAACCACCUCUCAAUCUUCAGAAUGCCACUGAGAUCAAUCUCCGGGUUGAUCAGAACCCUGUCACGUACGAAGCUGAACUGAUGGCAUUGAGCAUCUUGACUCAACCGAAGAAAGAAGCAAACGCAUUGUCGGAAAACACAACUGGGACCUUUGAGUACUUGCUGGAUUUUCGGAAAGAGCCAAGCUUCUACGUCAACAUGUUCGACAAAAUUCCACACAUGGACAACCCUGCUAGCCAUUCGAACGCGUUCCUGCAGUCGGCUUAUAGUCGACUGAACAGAGACCACAAGAACGUUUACGAGCAACUUCGUCGAAUCCCAGCGGGACUUGCAAUAAUUCUUGGGUGCCCCGGGGCAGGAAAGACGGCACUGAACGCCUUCAUCUCUGCCAUGGCUGUAUCUCAAUCGCUCAACGUGGUGCGCGAUGAUGGGAAGAAAGUAUGCAAGCCGGUCAAAGUUCUUUAUCUCCUUGAUGUCAAUUAUCCCUGCGAUGACGCAGCCGACAGAGUGUAUGCAACCUUGAAGGACGCCAGAAUCAAGAAGUCGGUCAUUCGGGUUCGAGGUUGCGCUCGCGAGAUGCGAAACAGUACAAAGCUUCACCCAGCACCCCUAAAAACUGAGGAUGACGAACCUGAUUUUACCGCUGGAUUUCUCAGACAAGCCCGUGCUUCUAUCGCUCUAUCACACCGCACCCAUUCGCCAAAUGAAAACCGUGGCGAUCGAGCGCCAACCCUGGAUGAGGCUGCCUGGGAAAGGUACGGUGCUGACCGAAGCCAACACAAGUCGUUGACGAAGAUACUCGAAAAGCUCGAAAAGGGUGCGAUCAAAACCAAAAGAACGGCCAGAGAGCUGAAGUCUCGUGUGGCUGGACUCUAUUUCUCCGUGAUUCAAGAUGCCGACUUCAUCGCGACAACCCCCGUUGCAGCCUCUGGAUACCUCAGCAAGAAAUUCACGCCAGAUAUCGUGUUCCUGGACGAAGCCGCACAUGCCAGAGAGCUCACAGCUCUAAUCCCGAUUGCAUUGUACUCGCCUUGUGCGUUCAUCCUUACCGGCGAUACCCGACAAACCAGACCCUUCGUUGAGGGCGGCAAGGGCACUGAGAAGGAGAACGUUUAUGCAAAACAACUCAUGAUAAGCACCAUGGAAAGAGCGGAUCUCGCCGGGGCUUUGAAGAGCAAAUUGCUCAUCAGCCACCGAAUGUACGGAGACCUACAGGUCUUGGCGUCAGAGUUGUUCUACGAUGGGCAACUGACCUCAGGAAUACCCGAGGCUGAGCGUUUUUCAGACCCAGUACGUCACAUGCAGCGAUGGCUCGGACAAUUCACUAGGGGCCAGGAGUGCGUUGUGCCUCGAAUACUCCUGAACCUACGAUAUUCCAGGGAAAUGAGAGACAGAUCGAGCUUCUACAACCCGGUUCACGAGAACUUCAUUAAGCAACGCUGUUACGAGCUGCUCAGAAACACCGAGUUCAGACAGGUUAGCAAACCUGACCAACCCGGACGGAUUUUGAUCAUCACGCCGUACAAAGCUGCUUUGGUCCGAUACAAACAGUUUAUCAAAGUCCUCCCGCCUCACUUCCGCGGAAGACUGGACAUAGAGCUACGAUUCAACGCUCUGGAGGCCCGCACGGUAGACUCUGCCCAAGGACAUGAGGCAGAUUUUGUGUUUGUGGACACGGUAAGGACGAGGUGUGCUGGAUUCCUCGACGACCCGAAGCGGUUGUGCGUGAUGCUCUCUAGAGCUCGGCUUGGAGAGAUGAUUCUGAUGCAUGAGGGCAUGACGAAGAAAUGGGUCCACGAACAGCAACAACAUCAGAAUGCGGAGUGGACUACGAAGGUGUACGAUUAUUGUCGCAAGAACGGCCAGCUGCACUAUUUUGGCUGA
Molecule: messenger RNA, 2544 nt
Organism: Colletotrichum orchidophilum
Lineage: Eukaryota; Fungi; Ascomycota; Sordariomycetes; Glomerellales; Glomerellaceae
Product: nonsense-mediated mRNA decay protein 1
Exons: 3
Coding region: 1-2544 (847 amino acids)
Molecular function (GO): helicase activity
Source: RefSeq, a predicted model, not a curated record